Molecule: messenger RNA, 576 nt
Organism: Grosmannia clavigera kw1407
Lineage: Eukaryota; Fungi; Ascomycota; Sordariomycetes; Ophiostomatales; Ophiostomataceae
Product: clathrin-coated vesicle protein
Exons: 4
Coding region: 1-576 (191 amino acids)
Biological process (GO): protein secretion; vesicle-mediated transport
Cellular component (GO): Golgi membrane
Source: RefSeq, a predicted model, not a curated record
AUGGACGCUCAGCAGGUGCCGCCAGGCUCGCUGAGCUGGCGCCUCAGCACACAUCCCAUCACGCUGCUCACCUAUCUGGGCAUCCGCAUCGGCAGCUUGCUCGUCUACCUCUUCGGCCUUCUCUUUACGGCCAACAAGGUUCUCGUCUUCAUCAUCACCAUUCUCCUGUUGGCUGCCGACUUCUACUACCUCAAGAACAUUGCCGGCCGCCGUCUCGUCGGCCUUCGCUGGUGGAAUGAGGUUGACCCGCAGUCUGGCGACAGCCACUGGGUCUUUGAGAGCAGCGACCCGGCAUCUGGCCGCGUCAACAACGCCACCGACAGCCGCUUCUUCUGGCUAGCCCUCUAUGUUCAGCCGCUGUCGUGGUCCGGCCUCUGCAUCCUCGCCAUCUUCCGGUUUAACAUACUGUGGCUGCCGCUGCUUGCCAUCGCCCUCGCCUUGACCAUCACCAACGCCCUCGCCUUUUCCCGCUGCGACAAGUUCGGCCAGGCUUCCAACAUGGCUGGCUCAGCCUUCUCCACCAACAUUGCCAGCAGCAUCGCCACCGGCGUCUUCGGACGCUUCAUCGGCCGGUGA